ACAACAGCUGCCACGCUGGAAAUUAAAGGUCCUGAUCUCACUUGUUUCAGAUCGUAACACAGCUUCCACCCGGCUCUGGCUAAAGCAGCAAUGGCACCGCAAGUAGUAACAUACGGAAAAAGAAGGGGGUGGAGUAGGAGAAAGCUGGGAUUGCUCACAGGAAAAACAUCCGGAGAAGUCAAUCUGUUGAUCAUCAAGAAAGGUAUGUGAGGAACAGAAGUGUGAAGAAGAGGUCUUCCCCUUGGCCAUGAAUUAUGUGGAUCGCUACCUAUCUUCAGUCCAGAUGCGGAAAAGUCACUUGCAGCUUCUGGGGGCUGUCUGCAUGCUCCUGGCUUCCAAGCUGCGAGAGACCAUGCCCCUGACUGUGGAGAAACUCUGCAUUUACACAGACAAUUCCAUCACAGCGCAGCAGCUCCUGGACUGGGAGGUUCUAGUUCUUCAGAAGCUAAAGUGGGACCUAGUGUCAGUGAUAGCGAAUGACUUCUUGGCUCACAUCCUCCAUCGGCUCCCACUUCCCAAGGACAAGGUGGAACUGGUGAAGAAACAUGCGCAGACCUUCAUUGCCUUGUGUGCCACAGAUUACACUUUCACCAUGUACCCUCCAUCCAUGAUCGCAACGGGCAGCAUUGGAGCAGCCAUCCACGGCCUGUCUCUCUUCCCCCAUGCUGGAGAGGCGCUCACAGAGCUGCUGGCUAGCAUUACCGGCACGGAGUUGGACUGUCUGAAAGCUUGUCAGGAGCAGAUUGAAGCAGCCUUAGCCGAGAGCUUGAAACAGGGCUCCCGAUCCCAAGAGUACCCCUCUACCAAGACUUCUGCUUACCCAGCCAGCGAGGAUGGCAACGUUACCAGCACGCCUACAGAUGUCACAGACAUCAACCUGUGAUGAAGCCCGCCCUUCCUGAAAGCCACCCAGCCCCAUGAGAACUGGACCUUGCUCUGGAAGCUGUGAGACCUUCUGGUUCCUACCGUGCCUGUUAACUCCGUCUAUCGGGAACACGCUGAGGAUCUGGUCCUCAUGCUAGGUGGGUGGCAAAAGUUACCUGCUGUCCAUCCAUCAGCCAAGCUGCAUUAGAGAAGGGUGGGAAGGAGAGGUGUUGGUGACCCCUGAGGAACAGGGAACCAGGUGGGUCUUGGAGGCAGGUUAGCAUCAUGCAGCAAGUCACUGCCUAUAUGCUAACUGGCCUCUCCAGGUGGCAGCAAGGGGAAUCUUUUCAUGGUGCUAGGGUUAAAAGGCGGAUCAGGAGAGGGCAAAAAGAUCUUAACUACAGUUUUAAAAGUUCCUCAGUUUGAGUUCAUCUUAAAACUAGUUGACAACUCUUUGCUGCCUCGGGGAGAACCUCAGCCUUAACCAAGCUCAGCCUUUUUCACGUGCCCAUUGCGUGCCUGGUGAGGGAUAGCUCUGCUACUAUCUCGAUUUCCACGACAAAGAACCAUUUGUCCAAUACAAAGCAGCCCCCAGACCAUAGUGCUGCCCAUUGGCUUGUUUUGUGGGCAAGAUGCUGGGAUUAACCAUCAGUUAAUAAACCACGGGAAGGAAAAUAACAGAGGCAUGAAAAUUCUUAUCCUACCUGCUCCGUGCCAGGGUGGUUCUGGCUCUCCUUUGCAGGAGGGUGUAGUGGGGACUGCUUCUGCCAUAGACUGAGGAGCAAGCAUGUGGCCUAAUGUUUCCUGGCUUUGUUUUGUUUUUUUGCUUGCUUUGUGUAAGCGCUCCCUGUCCUUGUGGGCUAACUCUUCAGAGCUGGUCACUAAGGUAAAAAGCCCUUGCAACAGCUAACAAAUACUCUUGGCAUGAGGUUUGGUGCUGGUGUGAGGAGAGAUUGUGGCCAUUUCGCUUAAGUUACGUUUGCUUCCUGCUGUUUCACAAACACUGCUUAAUUUAUUGUUAAAUAACUGCGAGGAAUGGGGCUGGUGGGGAGGAGGAACUUCUCCGUUGGAGGGUAGGGAUACCUUCCAAAAUACACGUGACGCUCUGUCACCCCUCUCCAUUAACCUACUGCCACAGGUGCCAUGCAUGGAAGAUGGUUAGUUAGCUUAGACAUAUGACUUAUAGAUAUACACUGAAUGUGCUGCUAAAGUCCAAGGCGUGCAUUAACUCUUCCAGGGGACUUCGAAUGCACCCCGAGAACCCAACAGAGCACAAGAAUUGCAUUGCCCUUUACACAUAAAACCAUACAUUAUAUAUAAAUUCUGCUGAGCACUCUAGGCGAAGAUCGAAAAGAGUUUUGUGUUUUAUUGUUAUUGUUGAUGCUCUUGUUUGUUAGUCUUAAAAAGGUAUUGAAAAAAAUGCUGCUUUUAUGACACCCUAGUUUUCCAGGUCAACAUGUUAUGAAGCCCAUAAGAUUCCUGUCUGCAAAGGUGGGAUGUAGAACAUUGCUGCUUAUCACGACUUCCAACCCACAGUGCACAGCUCAUUUUAUGACUGUGUCACCCUCCACUGGGGACAGAGGAACGAGAACACAAAUAACUUCCUCCCAGUUGUUGGAAAGAGUCUUGUUUAUCAGGUGGAGAAAGCUCAGGCUGCUUUUUACUUUCACUUCCACCUUCCUGAUAUGCUUAGCCUGAUUUGCCAAAAACAGAGCCGUCUACCAUUUAUUUUUGCUAACUGGAAAAGUUAGGAGGAGCAAGAUACCAAAGUUUGAAACCCGUUCAGUACACAGGAUAGAAUUAUAUGUUAUAUAUAUGAGUCUUAAUUUAAAAUACAAUUGCUUACCGUACAGGAGGCCCAUUGCUGUUAAAGAACCAAUGACUUUAUGAUGUUGCAAUUAAGUAUUUAAAAAA
Molecule: messenger RNA, 2778 nt
Organism: Gavialis gangeticus (Gharial)
Lineage: Eukaryota; Metazoa; Chordata; Crocodylia; Gavialidae
Gene: CCND3
Product: cyclin D3
Exons: 5
Coding region: 248-883 (211 amino acids)
Biological process (GO): positive regulation of G1/S transition of mitotic cell cycle; mitotic cell cycle phase transition; regulation of cyclin-dependent protein serine/threonine kinase activity
Cellular component (GO): cyclin-dependent protein kinase holoenzyme complex; cytoplasm; nucleus
Molecular function (GO): cyclin-dependent protein serine/threonine kinase regulator activity
Source: RefSeq, a predicted model, not a curated record